CGCUGCGCCGCGGCUCCGCCACUCUCCCCAUGGCGCCCCGCGCGCUGCCGGGGAUGCUAGGAGCUGUAGUCUCCCGGCCUGUACGGCAUAGACCUGGCGGGGCGCCCGGCCCGGCCCGGCCCGGCCCGGCCCGGCCCUUCCUUUCAGGCUCAGUGCUGGAGGCGGCACGGCCUCUCACCUGCCCUGGAGGCAGCCUGUCCUCGCUCCUGAUUGGCUCAGGCACCCAAGCGCUCCUUUUUCUGAUUGGUGGGAAGACCACGGAGCCGAGGGGAGGGCGCCCAGGUUUGGGUUGCCAUGGCAGGGAAGGACGCUGGUCGGCCUGGCGCGGAGGGAUCCGCCCGUGCCUCCGCCCUGCCUCUCCUCAAGGACGGCAGCCACUUGUCCAGGGAUUUACAACAUCCCUAUCUCAGAAGAACAGAACUGCUUUGAGCGGAGGGAAAUCUGCAAAAGAUGGCCUGAAGCAGAAGCUCGUGACACCUUUGCAGACUAGGCUGAUAUGUAGUGUGAAUAACUCAGAAACUCCCUGGCUACCAAGAUUUACGUGUCCAAGACUUGUGAGAGAACAUGAUCAGCAAAGCCCUUGGCAGAGGUUCUCCUCAGCACCAGCAAAGAGUGGCGCAGAAAAUACUUUUGAAUGCAGUAGACGUUUUGGGAAGGAAAAUAAUACCAAAGAUUUGCUACCACAGAGAGACUUCUGUCGUGCAAAGAGAGCACCUGAUGAAGACAUUAUUGCUUCUGUUCAGUGCAUCUUGGACAGAGAAAGUUAUUUUGUAAGGGAGGUGGACACAUAUUUGAGGCACAGUGAUUUCUUAAAUCUGAGAAAGAAGGAGAUCCUGUACAAGAAAUGGCUUGAGGAUGUUUCAGAGCCACUGCUGCAGAAAAUUGAACACAAAAUGGACAGCCAGUCAAGCAAAGAAAUACAGAAAAGGAAAGAAGAACAACUCUCUCUCUAUUUAGACUACUGUAAAAAGAAGGGCUACGUGGCUUUGGAAACUUAUGACCCAUCAGAAUAUGACCCGUUCUUCCUGAAGACCCAUACGGACUGCUGGAAGGUUUCAAUACCACCUUUACAGGAUCCUCUGUUAAAAGACAUUCAAAGAAAAUUAAUUGAGACGGGCAUUAUCAAGCAGUGUGAGACAGGAAGACCAUGCUCUACCAGAGAGCUGAACAAACUGAGCAGAGCAGAACUGCCACAGCUUCCCUUGGGCCGGCAAGGCAUGGAUGCAGCCCAGUGGCUGAAGGUGCCACACGCCUACAUCGCGAGCGAGGUCCACCAAAGGAAGAGGCAAGAGCUAAUGUGGUGUUUACUGAGAGGCAGCACAACAGCUACGGUGGAUGAGGCCUCUCCUUGGCUGCAUAGCAGAGUAUUUGCUAAAACUUAAAUUUCAUGGUGAAUUCUGCUUUGUUGUGUAUUUCUCCUGAGAAAGGAGUGUUGGUGAAGGGAAAGCCUUCAGGUAUGGAUUGGACAGCAGGUUGUAUUAGAGCAGAGCAUUGAUGGUCAAGCUGAGCCUUGCAAUAAAGUGGCUUUUGGUGGGGUUUCCUGCAUUUUCUGCUUGCAGCCUGGCAGGCAGGCCUGCAUGUCAAGCUGUGGAAUAUCUCCUGGACGCUUUAUUGGAAGAUCUGAAAGGGUUUAGUGUUCAUACUUGCUUUGGAUUUUGGGGGUUGUUUUGCUAUCAGUUUCUAGAUUUUUGGGAGCAGAGCGAGGUCCCCUACUUGUAUCACAGGCUGGUUGAGGUUGAAAGGGACCUCUGGAGGUGAUCUUGUCCAACCCCCCAGCUAAAGCAGGGCCACCUAGAGCCAGUUGCCUAGGUCCAUACCCAGACAGCUUUUGAAUAUCUCCCAGGGAUGGAGACUCCACAGCCUCCCCGGGCAGCCUGUGGCAGUGCUUGGUCACCCUCACAGCAGCGGAGUGUUUCCUGGUGUUCAGAUGGUGCUUCCUGUGGUUCAGUGUGUGCCCAUGGCCUCUGGUUCUGUCACUGGACACCACUGAAAAGAGCCUGGCUCUGUCCUCUGUGUACCCUCCCUUCAGGGGUUUGUACACAAUGAUGAGAUUCCCCCUGAGCCUUCUCCAGGCUGAACUGUCCCAGCUCUCUAGGCCUUGUCUCAUAUUUGCUCUUUGACCACUGAGAUAAGGUUACAUGUCCUGGCUUAAGCCACCAGGCUGGUCCUGUACAGGAGCAGCCUGUGCUGAGGGAGCUGCGCACAACUCCAGUGCAUUGCAUCCUGUAGCUGAGCUUCAUAACAGGCUUUUUUUUUUUUGGUGUACGGGCUGGUUGGACUCAGAAUACAGUAGAGGUCACUAAUGGUGGUGCAGCGGUGCAGCUGCCUAAGCUGAAAACACUAGAGCCCCAGCUAGCCCUGAUAGAGAAGCAUUUGGGAUCAGUGAAGAGUGAUUCUUAUUUGUUGGGUUUUUGUAAUUAUGUUGGGUUUUUAAAGUCCCAGUGCUUGGACUCGCCCCUUUUGAAAGCUCUCUGGUUCUGCCAUUGCAGAGCACAACAGUUAAGGGAACUGCUGCUCCCCAGUGCCAACAGCGUUAAAGCUGAACUGGGCGCCUGAUGUCCUUCCCGAGCCAAGCCCGCUCUCUCCCCACCAGCCCCUGCUGUGGCCCAGUGCUUUACCCCAGCAUGUUUACAGCAGUUAUGGGAUAAUGACACGUUCCAGGAGGAAAACUAGUCACACAAACAUUUCCUGGAGUGACUCGGUGUGGGAACAAGCCAGUGCAGGAAGCCGCGCUGGGCUACAGCAGCCUUUGUGUUGCACAGACUGGCAAUUGCUUUUACUUCUUUUUUAAGGCAGAAAGUCAUCAGCCACCACAAAGGUGGCAAGAACCGAUGAUGGCACCUGUCCUCCAGCUGACUGCAGUGGCAAGCGCAGCCAUCGGAAGGUACCAGCUGCAGAAUAUGUCACAUCUUCUGCCACAGCAAGUGAUAGCAGGCUGAGUCUUGGGGCAAACUGCAAUAAACUCGCCGUCUGAAACUCACGGCUCUGAAGUGCCGUUACCCAGCAGCCAAAGAAGCGUUUGAGGUGCUGCUGCUGUUAUUUCCAGCUCCAGUUCAUGCUCAACAGGCCAAAACCUGCUGUUCUAGGACAGGGGUCCUCAAACUUUUUAAACAGGGGGCCGGCACGCGGAUGAAGUGGCAGGCAGUCAUCUGCAGCUGCUUGGUUCGCCCCCCCCCCCAAGUACCAGGGGCCAGACUGAGGACCCUGGGGGCUGUAUCCAUCCCGUGGGCCGUAGUUUGAGGACCCCUGUUCUAGGAGGUUUGACUUAGGCUCAGCUCUGUGAACGUUCUGUGGGUUAUAGGGUGACAGUCUUUGUAUUAAAGGAGAUGAACUGGUGAGAGAAGUUAGAAUAAAGUCUGGUAUAGGCUUCUCUUUGCUGCAGUGCAGAAUCUGUGUGCGACCCCCAGGUCUGGCAACAGCUACAGCUCCGGGUACUGCAGGAAGGGUGAAGGUCAGCAGUGGGCAGAGGGAGCAGCAAAGCUUGCUAAAUUGUAGCUGUAAUUGUUGCAAUUUUGCAUGAAGCUGAAAGAGGCCACCUUGAGAUUUAGGAACAAACCCCCUCCUUGAGAAGAAGGUGCUCCUGGCCGUGUGCCUGGCCAGCAGACCGGUACGGGAGAGUGGCUUAGAAGGCACUGAUAGGGAAAUGAUGGUUGGUUUUGUGCAAAUCUUUAUCAGAACUCCCAAAGUGAAUGUCUUGCAAACUAUUAUUUGCAAAAUAAUGUUAGGCUACUACCAAGGUUUCAAAGGACUUUCUCCUGGAGGCAGUGUACAAGCAGUAAAUCAAACUUUACCAUACGUAUUGAGUGUUCUGAGGAGGCAGGAAAUAAUGAGGGGGGAGGAGCGGGAAGCGUGCUUGUACAAAAUGCCUGGCAUUUUCCGGGAGGUCAGUGCUAAGCAACAAAGGCUGUCAGCACCCUCUAACUCAGUUUCUCUCUUGUUCCAGUGCGGUCCCUGUCUCCCUGCGAGUGUGACUGCACAGCAGCUCUCGUGUCAAAGCCUGGAAACGGAAUUUUCCCUCUGCUUGUACAAGAAGCUCCAGUCUCCCACUGCACAGACACCAUCUCUCAAGAGUUGCCAAGAUUUAGUUUUAUUUAGGAUUAGAAAUACUGAACCACAGAAAACUGUUAAAAGUAACAGAGGUUUACUCAGCCCUGUAACAGGAGGGUACACAGAUGGCAAUCAGGUGUGAAACUGUCAGACAUCAGCAUGUAUUGGUGCACCCAUGGAAAACAAGAGCAGGGGCUGCUCAGAAUUGCAUGCUGUGCUUUUUCAACAAAGCAGUUUAAGGAGGCAGUAAAAUGGUUACAAUGUAUCAAACUCUUUAUAAACAAACUUUUUUUUUUUAAAACCAUCUCUGAUUUUGGUACCAAGAGACAGUUUUUGGUGUUCUAUCAAUCUUGUUCUACAGAUUCAUGUUGGGGUGACAGUUUCCCCCGAGCAAACCUUUUAAACUCGUAAUAAACUCUUCCUGAUUUUAA
Falco peregrinus (peregrine falcon) is the source of this 4478-nucleotide messenger RNA. RefSeq names its product family with sequence similarity 228 member B (gene FAM228B). NCBI's taxonomy places the organism in Eukaryota, Metazoa, Chordata, Aves, Falconiformes, Falconidae. The record is from RefSeq and is a predicted model, not a curated record. Bases 30 to 1382 code for a protein of 450 amino acids. The transcript has 9 exons.